Molecule: messenger RNA, 4158 nt
Organism: Hevea brasiliensis (rubber tree)
Lineage: Eukaryota; Viridiplantae; Streptophyta; Magnoliopsida; Malpighiales; Euphorbiaceae
Product: pentatricopeptide repeat-containing protein At2g03880, mitochondrial
Exons: 3
Coding region: 259-2688 (809 amino acids)
Biological process (GO): RNA modification
Molecular function (GO): RNA binding; protein binding; zinc ion binding
Source: RefSeq, a predicted model, not a curated record
CCCAAUUGUAUAAUUUUUUUUUUUGGCUUAGAUAUCUGGAGAAUGAAAAAGCAAUUGAAAUCAUUGCUAUAAUGUCUGGCGUCUACAAUUUAGUCUAAGCUCUACACUUCGUCUCCCUCUCCAUCCAAUCUUUAAUAAAUAUUUUAAAUGUUUUAUCAUAAUUUAUUGGAGAACAUAAAGCGGCGGGGAGGCUGGGCAGCAGCAAAAAAACUCUCAUCUCUCUGUGGAUGAGUUACAGAGCAGCGAAGCAAGCCGGGCAUGUAUAGAGUGCGAACUUUAAACUUGUAUUGGGGUCCAUUUGAACAAAUAAACCUGACCCAUCUCUCUCAUAACAUUGCAAAUCCAAUAGGGUUUUCUUAUUCAAGAAUUGAAUCAAACCGACUUUUGAAUGAUUUGUCAAAACGUGGUCGUAUCGACGAGGCACGCCACAUGUUCGACAAAAUGCCUUGCAGGGACAAGUUUGCAUGGAACACUAUGAUUGCUGCUUAUGCCAAUUCAGGGAGAUUAACUGAAGCUAAUCUACUUUUUCAUGAGACUCCAUUGAAGAGUUCAAUCACGUGGUCUAGUCUUAUAUCUGGCUACUGCAAAUAUGGCUGUGAAAUUGAAGCUUUUGAGUUGUAUUGGCAAAUGCAGUUCGAAGGACAAAAGCCUAACACAUACACUUUAGGGAGUGUCAUUAGGCUGUGCUCCACAAUGGGCUUUCGUCAAAGAGGGGAACAGAUUCACGGGUAUGCGAUAAAAACUCGACUUGAUGGUGAUGUUUUUGUUGUUACCGGUCUAGUUGACAUGUAUGCCAAAUGCGAGAGCAUUUUGGAAGCUGAAUAUCUUUUCGAAAUAGUGGCUGAUAGCAAAAAUCAUGCUACUUGGACAGCUAUGCUUACUGGGUAUUCUCGUAAUGGGGAUGGGUUUAAAGCAAUCGAGUGUUUUAGGGACAUGAGAACUGAAGGGGUUGAGUCGAAUCAAUUUACUUUUCCUAGCAUUUUGACAGCCUGUGGAGCAAUUUCAGCUCGUGACUUUGGGGUUCAAGUACACGGUUGUAUAGUUAGGAGUGGUUUUGGUGCCAAUAUAUUUGUUCAAAGUGCAUUGGUGGAUAUGUAUUCAAAAUGUCGAGACUUGAAUAGUGCAAAGAGGGUUUUGGAGAAUAUGGAGAUUAAUGAUGUGAUUUCUUGGAACGCCAUGAUAGUGGGGUUUGUGAGGGAGGGCUUUGAAGAGGAAGCUUUGUCUUUGUUUCAUGAAAUGCAUGCAAGAAAUAUGAAAAUUAAUGAUUAUACAUACCCAUCUGUGUUAAACUGUUUUGUAUCCGUGAAGGAUAUACAAAAUGCAAAAUCCGUCCAUUGUUUAAUUGUCAAAACUGGAUUUGGGGCAUAUAAGCUCGUGAACAAUGCUCUUGUUGACAUGUAUGCUAAACAGGGAAAGUUAGAUUAUGCGUUUAUGGUAUUUGACCAGAUGCCAGACAAAGAUGUUAUCUCAUGGACUUCCCUGGUUACAGGAUAUUCAUACAAUGGCUCUUAUGAAGAUGCUAUCAAGUUGUUUUGUGACAUGAGAAUUGCAGGUGUAUGUCCUGACCAAAUUGCCCUUGCCAGCGUUCUGAGUGCUUGUGCAGAACUGACAGUUAUGGAAUUUGGGCAGCAAGUUCAUGCAACGAUUAUCAGAUCUGGUCUUGAAUCAUCCUUAUCAGUAGAUAACUCUCUUCUGACAAUGUAUGCAAAGUGUGGGGGCAUAGAAGAUGCCAAUCAUGUCUUUGACUCCAUGGAAACUCGGAAUGUCAUUAGUUGGACAGCUCUAAUAGUUGGAUAUGCAAAGAAUGGUAGAGGAAAAGAUUCUCUACAAUUUUAUGAUCAAAUGAUUGCUACUGGCACAAAACCGGACUUCAUUACAUUUAUUGGUUUACUAUUUGCCUGUAGCCAUACUGGUCUUGUGGAAGAAGGUCGCCAGUACUUUGGAUCAAUGGACAAUGUAUAUGGGAUCAAGCCAGGUCCUGAACACUAUGCUUGCAUGAUUGAUCUUUUGGGACGCUCAGGAAAACUUGAUGAGGCCAAGGAAUUACUUAAUCAAAUGGUUGUAGAACCAGAUGCAACUGUAUGGAAGGCACUGCUUGCUGCUUGCAGAGUACAUGGGGAGCUGGAAUUGGGAGAGACAGCAGCAAAGAACCUCUUUAAAUUGGAACCCAUGAAUUCUGUGCCUUAUGUACUAUUAUCUAAUAUGUAUUCACUUGCUGGCAGAUGGGAAGAUGCUGCAAGAAUCAGAAGAUUAAUGAAAUCCAGGGGGGUUAAUAAGGAACCAGGAUGCAGUUGGAUCGAGUCUAACAGCAAAGUGCACACAUUUAUGUCCGAAGACAGAAGCCAUCCAAUGAUGAAUGAAAUUUAUUCAAAGAUCGAUGAGAUAAUUAUAUUGAUCAAGGAAGCUGGUUAUGUGCCAGACAUGAAUUUUGCACUUCAGGACAUGGAUAAAGAAGGUAAGGAGAUUGGUCUAGCUUAUCACAGUGAGAAGUUGGCUAUUGCUUUUGGGCUUCUCACUUUGCCACAGAGAGCGCCAGUACGUAUUUUCAAGAAUCUCCGGGUUUGUGGGGAUUGCCAUACUGCUAUGAAAUAUAUAUCUAAGGUAUAUCUUCGCCAUAUUAUUUUGAGGGAUUCAAAUUGUUUCCAUCAUUUCAGAGAAGGAAAAUGUUCCUGUGGAGACUACUGGUAGGAGGUUGAUGUUUUGAUCCUUUAUUAUUCUCUCUGCACCUGUCUCUCAUGGACUUGAAAUCAAACAGAUGAUUCCUGAUACUAUUUUUGCCAGAUUUUAGUAGUGCAGCUUCUGCACAUUCAAGGUUGCUAUUGUCAAGCUUAUUUGUCAUAUUGUGUAUAAUUUAGAAAGAGAAGUAUAUAGCAGAUAGUUGAUCCAGAAGCAGAUGUUUUCACAAAGAUUUCAAUAUGAUGGAGCUGUAACAACAAAUAAGGAACACUGACAUAACAGAAAAUCCAACACAACCUUCUAGAGGAGUGCUUGAAUAGGUUAUUGAAGAUAUUAUAGGAUAUAAUGAUAGCUGUCUUGGAUGAUGCUUCCUAGAGGAUCUCCCCAUCAGAUGGACUGACAUUCUCAGGUGGUAAAGAGAGCUGCAGCUGUAUCAGAGGUUGACUUUGCUUAUCCUCUGCCAGGUGCUGGAAUUAACCAGUUAGUAAGAGAUAGGUUAGGAAGUAGUUUGGAUAGCUUCUUGUCACAUGGAAGCCUAGCAAACAACAAAAGGGUGUCUGAAUUGCAGCCAGAGACCGAGAAAAAAAAAAUAUUCUACUUGCUUUCAUGAGUCAUGCCUCAUUCCAAGAGACAACCUUGAUGACUGUACUUUCAAAGCCAAGCUGUGCUGGGAAAUGAGUUCAAAUUCUGUGAUGGUUGGCUCAUGUACUAUCUUUUUUCAAAGUCCCACCCUGCAUUUCUUCUCAGAUUAUAUUUGAAGUGCUCCAUGAAUCAGUAGUCAAAUUUUUGCAUCCAACAAGUACCAAAUUGCUUAAUAUUUUGAUAGAUUGGAGCACAAAAUUUUUGAGAUGUAGAAUAUUGGCUAAUAUUGUUGGAUAUAGGAUUUGCUCAUGGUGACAUUAUGCUAAUGUAAAGAAUUAACUUGGAUAUGGAUGUUAUAUCAAUUUUUAGGAGCAACUGAAUUGGAUUUUUGUUCUUUGGCAGAUUUUCCCACAUAUGAUUCAUAUAUUUUUAACAAAUCUUAAUUCACUAACAAACGCCAGACGGUGGAUUGCAACUUGGUAAAGAAGGUUGGCGUGUUUCUCCGUGUGGAUCUAAUUGUUUUUGCAUUUAUAUAUUUACUUUGACGGACAGCAGUUCAAAUGAUAAAAUUAUCUCGUUUGCCAAUGUUGCCCACCAAUUGUUUGAUGAAAAAGCCAAGGAAAUCGUUGUUCUAAUGUCUUUGAAGUCUGUCUGGUGUCUCCAACCGAGUGUAAGCUUUACUUACUCUCUGGCAUCUCCAAUCUUUACGUGUAUGUUUCCUUGAGUUCAUAGACUGCAUUAUCAAAUUCUAUUCUGCUUUUUUGAUAUUCUGAAGGCUAUUCGUGCUUCUCAGAAGCAGAGUGCCUCUUGUACUAUUCAAAGUAAGAAAUAUAUAUCACGAUAUGUAAUUGGUCCCUUGACCAGUGACUUUUUUAUGUAAAUGUAUGAAUGAACGUUGAU